Messenger RNA from Polyodon spathula (Mississippi paddlefish), 3590 nucleotides. It is a transcript of the gene ago2, whose product is annotated as argonaute RISC catalytic component 2. Gene Ontology annotation, molecular function: protein binding; RNA binding. NCBI's taxonomy places the organism in Eukaryota, Metazoa, Chordata, Actinopteri, Acipenseriformes, Polyodontidae. The record is from RefSeq and is a predicted model, not a curated record. Bases 296 to 2380 code for a protein of 694 amino acids. The transcript is spliced from 18 exons.
AGAACCAGAAGAGAAUACUGUAUCAGACAGCGAACCCAAUGAACCUUCGCUUCAAGAACAGUUGCGUGCUGUGGACACUUUCCGCAGGCUGCUGAGAUGUGUGAGGGACCUCGAUCUACAGGGUCGAUGGCUUCAGGUAGAGCUUGAGGUGACCAUCCCUGGGGAGGGGAAGGAUCGGAGCUUCAAGGUUGCAAUAAAGUGGGUUUCCUGCGUGAGCCUGCAAGCCCUCCAUGAUGCGCUCGCUGGACGACUGCCCAACAUUCCCUUCGAAACCGUACAGGCCCUGGAUGUUGUGAUGAGGCACUUGCCAUCUAUGAGGUACACCCCUGUAGGGCGCUCAUUCUUCACCCCCUCAGAGGGCUGUUCCAAUCCCCUGGGUGGCGGGAGGGAGGUCUGGUUUGGUUUCCACCAAUCUGUCAGGCCUUCCUUGUGGAAAAUGAUGCUGAAUAUUGAUGUGUCGGCCACAGCAUUUUAUAAAGCCCAGCCUGUGAUCGAGUUCAUGUGUGAGGUUCUGGAUUUCAAAAGCAUUGAGGAACAGCAGAAGCCCCUCACUGACUCCCAGAGAGUUAAGUUUACCAAGGAAAUUAAAGGACUGAAGGUUGAGAUAACGCACUGUGGGCAAAUGAAGAGAAAAUACAGAGUAUGCAAUGUAACGAGGAGGCCCGCGAGCCACCAAACAUUCCCUCUUCAGCAGGAGAAUGGACAGACGAUCGAAUGCACUGUAGCACAGUACUUCAAGGACAAGUACAAGCUUGUCCUCCGCUAUCCUCAUCUUCCAUGUUUACAGGUCGGACAAGAGCAGAAGCACACCUACCUGCCACUUGAGGUUUGCAACAUAGUGGCAGGACAGAGGUGUAUAAAGAAGCUAACGGACAAUCAGACUUCCACUAUGAUCCGCGCCACGGCCCGCUCAGCACCAGACAGGCAGGAUGAGAUCAGCAAGCUGAUGAGAAGUGCCAACUUUAACAAUGAUCCUUAUGUACGGGAAUUUGGAGUAAGGGUCAGAGACGACAUGACCGAAGUAAAUGGACGGGUCCUUCAAGCACCUUCCAUCCUCUAUGGGGGCCGGAAUAAGGCGAUCGCCACUCCAAUCCAGGGAGUCUGGGAUAUGAGGAACAAACAGUUUCACACUGGAAUUGAAAUCAAGGUUUGGGCCAUAGCCUGCUUUGCUCCCCAGCGACAGUGCACUGAACUCCUACUAAAGGCGUUUACGGACCAGUUGCGCAAGAUCUCGCGGGACGCAGGAAUGCCAAUCCAGGGCCAGCCAUGUUUCUGUAAAUACGCGCAAGGAGCGGACAGUGUGGAGCCCAUGUUCAAGCACCUGAAAUACACCUACCAGGGCUUGCAGCUGGUGGUGGUGAUCCUGCCUGGGAAAACACCUGUCUACGCUGAGGUGAAGCGUGUUGGGGACACAGUCUUGGGAAUGGCAACGCAGUGUGUUCAGGUGAAGAACGUGCAGAAAACUACUCCGCAGACCCUCUCAAAUCUCUGCCUCAAGAUAAAUGUCAAGCUUGGAGGAGUCAACAACAUAUUGUUACCCCAGGGCAGGCCUUUAGUGUUUCAGCAGCCGGUUAUAUUCCUUGGAGCAGACGUGACUCACCCCCCAGCCGGAGAUGGGAAGAAGCCCUCUAUUGCCGCAGUUGUUGGCAGCAUGGAUGCUCACCCCAGCCGUUACUGUGCCACGGUGAGGGUUCAGCAGCAUCGUCAGGAGAUUAUCCAGGAUUUGGCUGCUAUGGUGAGAGAGCUCUUAAUCCAGUUCUACAAAUCGACCCGCUUCAAGCCUACUCGCAUCAUCUUCUACCGCGAUGGCAUCUCCGAGGGACAGUUCAAUCAGGUGCUUCACCAUGAGCUGCUAGCAAUUCGUGAGGCGUGUAUUAAACUAGAGAAGGAUUACCAGCCUGGGAUCACCUUUGUCGUGGUCCAGAAACGGCACCACACACGGCUGUUCUGUACAGACAGGAAUGAGAGGGUGGGCAAGAGUGGAAACAUCCCUGCAGGAACCACAGUAGACACCAAAAUCACCCACCCUUCCGAAUUUGACUUCUACCUGUGCAGUCAUGCUGGCAUUCAGGGAACGAGCCGACCGUCUCACUACCAUGUUUUGUGGGAUGACAACCAUUUUACUUCAGAUGAGCUGCAGGUCCUCACCUACCAGCUGUGCCACACCUACGUGCGCUGCACACGCUCCGUCUCCAUCCCGGCCCCUGCUUACUAUGCCCACCUGGUCGCGUUCCGAGCGCGCUAUCACCUAGUGGACAAGGAGCAUGACAGUGCUGAAGGAAGUCAUACCUCAGGACAGAGCAACGGGCGGGACCAGCAGGCCCUGGCCAAGGCAGUGCAGAUUCACCAGGACACUCUGUGCACCAUGUACUUUGCUUGACCAGGGGGAGCGGGAGGGACAGGCUGGGUCCAGGUGGAACAAUGGCAUUUCUGAACAGAGCUGGGCUCAGAUCAGACCAUCUGCACUUGGGGAACCCCCCUCCCCCCAUUUUUAGAACAAUGGCAAUCGCAUUAGCACUGUAUAGGAGAGACAUUUCUCUUGAGACCAGGUAGACAGCGCUUACAUAAAUGUAUAUAUUUAGUUGUUUUUAACAAACCAGUAUAGACUAGUGGGAACAUUCACACUUCACGCUGUCCCAACCUCCUUAUUUCUUAAGAUCUCCCUGCUGUGGCGCUUUUAUUUUUAUUGUUUUAAUUAAUAUCUCUCUAGAGGACAGAAUGCUUUUGACUGAAACUAAGAGAAAUAAAAACAAACAAAAAGCUAUUUUCAUAAAGACCCAAUAGAAGCCCCUCCAUCCUCACCUAUUUAAAUUUUGAGAAAUGCAGUGCUACAUUUGUUUCGUGUAGCAUGCUCAUGCAGCCUGGUAUUGAGCUUCUUCAUAAACUAAAUGUUUCUUUUUUGUAUGUUUUGUUUGUUCAUGCUGCUUUGGAUGUGUUGGUACCUUUUUUUUUUUUUUUUAGGCUGUGUGUGUGCAAAGGCUUUCACAAUGGUACUGUGCAGCCUGUGCCACCUGACAGACGCAAUGUAAAACUGCUGAAACUGUUUGUUUUCGUAGAAAUAGAGUUGGAUCCAGUGGGCAUUAUCUGAAGAGCCCCUUCUCGCAUUGUGGGUAGCUAGUGUGCUCACAGCAGCAAUGAGAAUAUCUCCCCUAUAUAGUUGUUAUAUUUAUAAGUGACUGCCCUGAAGACACAAGGAAAGCAGACAAUAGACAGGUUUAGUUGUCUUUUUGUUUAAAGCAUUUUGAAUCUGAAGGGGGGAGUUCUGGCAGGAAAGCAUUCCUAGCACCUUGCUUAGGCCAGUCUCCAAGCACUGUUCAUUGCAUUCAUGUUUUGUUGGUGGUCUCAGUUAAAGAUGCUGUUUCGAAGGUACGCCCCUCCCCAUUAAGCUCAGUGUCUUCUGUGCGCUUCGUUUUUCCUCUUGUACUGGCACAGGUGUAAGUAUUAGCAAAGUGACCUAGGUAUUGGAGAUUUAAACAUUUGUUUUGUAUGUAAACUUAUUUAUUAGACUAGUGAAUUCUUUUAUCCUAUUUUUUGUAUUGUACGUUAAUUUGAACAUUUAAGGUCAUAUUAAAUCUAUACUAGUAGAAAAA